CGUCUGCGCACUAAGACACUCGGAUCCAAGUUUGGAGCUUUUAGCUGCCAGUCCUGGCCCAUCAUGUAGGUGCAGCAGAGCCUUCCUUACUAUUGCAAUAGGGGGUAAAAAUCCACUUUGCAAUCUGUUUUGCAAGGUGUGCAAUUGCAGCUCCUUGCUCUGCAAGGAGAUCUUCUGUAGGGAAUGAGAAAAACUCCAGUUGCAUGAAGACUGAGCGCUUGCAGUUUGCAUCUUUGUUGCAAAACUAGCUACUGAAGAGAGAAGGCAAAGUCUUUUGUGUUCCCCUCCCCCAUCAAAGCAGAGGGGAAAAUGUCUCAGCAGAGAGGCAGGAGGAAAAAUCCAGGGUUGAAAAUUCCUAAAGAAGCAUUUGAACAACCACAGACAAGCUCUACGCCACCUAGAGAUUUGGACUCCAAAGCCUGCAUCUCCAUUGGCGACAAGAAUUUUGAAGUCAAAGCUGAUGACCUGGAUCCAAUAUCCGAACUGGGACGUGGUGCAUAUGGGGUGGUAGAGAUGAUGCGACAUAUGCCCAGUGGGCAAAUUAUGGCUGUGAAGCGAAUCCGAGCAACUGUGAACAGCCAGGAGCAGAAGAGGCUGCUGAUGGACCUAGAUAUUUCCAUGCGGACAGUAGACUGUCACUUUACUGUCACUUUCUACGGUGCGCUGUUUCGAGAGGGAGAUGUAUGGAUUUGUAUGGAAUUGAUGGACACCUCACUGGACAAGUUCUACAAGCAAGUCAUUGACAAAGGCUUGACGAUUCCUGAGGACAUCUUAGGAAAAAUAGCUGUAUCAAUUGUAAAAGCAUUAGAGCACCUACACAGUAAGCUCUCUGUAAUUCACCGAGAUGUCAAGCCCUCCAAUGUACUGAUCAAUACACUGGGACAGGUGAAAAUGUGCGAUUUUGGAAUUAGUGGUUACCUCGUUGACUCUGUGGCCAAGACGAUGGAUGCUGGCUGCAAACCUUACAUGGCACCUGAAAGAAUCAACCCAGAACUGAACCAAAAGGGAUACAGUGUCAAAUCUGAUAUUUGGAGUCUGGGAAUCACAAUGAUUGAACUGGCAAUCUUGCGGUUUCCAUAUGACUCCUGGGGGACGCCAUUCCAGCAGCUCAAACAGGUGGUGGAAGAGCCAUCACCGCAACUCCCAGCGGACAAGUUCUCAGCAGAUUUCGUUGAGUUUACCUCACAGUGCUUGAAGAAGAAUUCCAAAGAGAGGCCAACAUAUCCUGAGCUAAUGCAACACAGUUUCUUCACCCUGCACGAAUCCAAAGAGACAGACGUGGCUUCUUUUGUCAAACUCAUCCUGGGAAACUGAGAAAUGGACUUGUACAUGAUUUUACCCUUCUGUGGACUGGUGGGUUUUAGGAGGAGGGCACAUGACAGGACAGCCUUCAUCACAAGAGAUCCAGUAGGAGAACGUGCUACUGGCCAAUUUUUGUGUUUUUUUAAUUAUUAUUUUUGGUAAAAUGCUAUCAUCACCCUCCUCUUGAAGGUUUUUUAAAGGGUUCUUUGGUAUCCAUAGUGACUUAGGAUGGACUGGUUAGUGAAAUGAAUUUUAAUAAGGUUGUCAACUGUAAACAAAGAGAAAUUUAAAAGAGUGAUUGAAAUGAUGACAGACACGAGUUCUCUUAAGCAUCUCCUCAGUUCCCUUACCUUGUUACCUGUCAAACCAGAUUUGCUUUUGUUUAUGGUAAUAGGUGCUACGGUAGUUAUGAAGUUCUAUGUAGAGUUAUAUUUUGUCCCUACCAUUAUUUUAAUAUUUAUGUUAAGUGCUUGGUUUCAAUAGAACCUUUUUGUUCUUCUGUGAGAGUUGAAUGGUGGGUGAUGACGAGUGAUGACAGCUAAAGCUAUAAAGAUGAGUAUUUAUAGGGCUUUGCUGGGAAAUGGAGGAGAAAGCAUGGGUCAUAUAGAUACAGUAUAUAUAGAUAUAUGUAUUGGGUGGAAGACUAAUUUAAAUUCAGUGAAGAGUUUGACAUAUAUGUUAGGUAGCCCACCAAUGCCUGAGAAACUCUGCAUCAUUCCUUAGGAGAUGCCUAGAGGCAAUAUUGUUCUUGCAAGAACAUCAAGAGGAUGUAAAAACCUGGUUGUGGUGACUUCUUAUCCUGUUGCUUUGGUUAUAUCUUCAAUGAAUAAUGGUAUUCUGAAGGGUGGGGUUUAUUCAUGUAAAUCAAAAACAGCACUAGCCAUUUUACUGUUGGCUAAGCAAUGAUGAAUAAUUACCCCAUGACCUGCAAUCAAGCAAGUGCCCUCUCUGUCGGGUGUAGGUCAUGGGUGGUCCAAUGUAUUUGACUAGAGAGAAGGAGAUACCCUGAAGGAAAAUGGAACCCAGAGUUAUGACUUUCAAUAAGGAGGCAAAAUCAGGUAGCAGGGGAGAAUCGGUUUUGCACUGCUAGUUUUUAUACUGGCAAGAGUAUACUUUUUGCCUUGAACACUCACACUUCAUACAUGUACCAAUAUUUGCCUCAUUUCCCCUCUCCUACCAUCCCUCCACAGCUUUUCACUUUUCUGGAUGCUUACCUGAACAAGACCUGUAUAUGUCCAGCACAGGCUAAAACAGUGGGUUGCAUCAACUAAGUCUUACUCAGAAUAGACCCACUGAAAUUAACGAACCUAAGUUAGUCAUGUCUAUUAACUCCAAUGGGUUUGCUCUGAGGAGGACUAGCAUUGAAUACCAUGCAGUCUUUCUGUCUGAAGAGCAUAGUAAAACCAAAUGAAUAGGAGUUAGACAUUAGGUGUUGGAUCCUUCACCUUAAUUUAUUAUUGUUACCAUUAUUGUUGUUGUUUUGAAAACACUCAUAGGGCCAAGCAAUACUGGCUUGAGUGUCAUAUGGUCUGGUAACUGUUUCUGGAGCUGCACAUGCUUCCAGCUUGAUCUCUCCUGAGCCACACCUCUGUUGUUCUGGCAGUUUGCAUGGGCAUCGUGCUUCAUGGCACACACCUAUUCCUUGUUCAGUAUAUUAUAUAGCAAGAGGCUGUUACAGAUCUGCUAAGAAUGCUUUUGCUCGUGAAGCAUUUCCAUUUCCUGAGCUGAACCAUGGCAGUCUUAAGUUCUUCACAAUGGUGAGGAAUGCUGAGAGGGUUUGGUGCUGAGGGAGAACAUUAGCGUCCGGCUAGCACUUUGUCCUUUUACUUAGGAAAUGCUAUUUCUGCCCAAGUAGUGGGCAUGGGGCAUCAGUGUGAAGCAGUUCAGAAUUCAAACAGUAAUUGCACCAGGUGAUCAUCCAGUGUUUGCAACGUAGACUGUUCGCAGAACUUGCUGUCCUGGUUCUUCUGUAGUCCACAUUUUACCAUGUAACCGGUCAUUUGUGCAUAUGUCCAUUGGAAACCAUUUAGGAGAUGUUUAACUGCAGACAAAACACUAAGUGGGUUCACAUUUCUUUGUAAUCUUAAAGGCCUAGAAAGGCUUGUAACCUGCCCCUAAUUUUCCAUUUUAUGUGCAUGGUUCCCCUUCACUUUCAAUUCCCACCCCUCUCCAUUGAUUCUAAGCUGCUUUGAUGGAUUGUCUUCAGCUGCAGCUCAGCCAGCCAGUGUUUAGAACUGGUUCCAGCAUCAAUUCUCACUUUGAAAAACAUGACAUUUAAAACCAGCUUUUUGGGUUUCCUACAUAUGGAUCUGAUGCUUGCUGUAGAGAUUGUUUUUGCUGCUUUUCUCUUGGAAUAGAAGACUCAUUUGGACACCACAUCCUCUUGACCUUGGAACACCUUUAUUUGAGUGCUGUGGUAACAGGCAGGCUAGAUUUAUGAGAUAGGAUCAAUUUUAAUAGCAGAUAUUAAUAUUCCCUUUGGUUUCCUAUAGUAGAAUGCCAAUGCUGUCUACAGUAAGUCAGUCUAGAAAGAUUAUUGCACUGUGAAUCAACACUACAUGCCUCAGGCUUUAUGUUAGGAAUUAAUACAUGGAGUCUAAGUUUCUUAAUCAUUUAGGUGCUUUUGAGUUAUUUUGUCAACUCUGUCUUUGUAUAAUUUGUCCCUUGGCAGGUAUAUAGACCCUUUCUGAGUCUUAGAAUAAAGCACGCCCAGGUUAUUCACAUACCACGUUAAUGAAAAUCACUUCUAGGAUGCUUUAAUGUGCAGUCCAAAUGAUUCAUUUCCUAAAGGAUGGGGGGGGUGAGAAUAAAUAGCUGACCGUAGAGUCCACUGAUAACAGAACAAGAAGCAAUGGUUUUAAAUUACAGGAAAGCAAAUUCAAAUGUAAGCAUUAGAAGAAACCUCUUGACUCAUAUGUUGUUCCACAAUGGAACAUGCUGCCUGGAGAAGUUGUAGAAACUUCAUUCUUGGAGGUUGUCCAGAAAAGUCUGGACAGGCAUCCAUUUGAGAUGUUUUUGGAGAGAGAUGAUCUCUAGGUUUGGUGGGACACUGGAUGAGAUUACUCAUUAGCUUUGUUCCAUGUACAUGGUUCUGUGAUUUUUAAUUAGGAUGGCAACAAAACUUAAUUAGGGACCACAAUCGUAUUUAUGGGAGAUACUGUGGUGUUUGAUUACACUGUUGAGAAUGUUAAUAAAUACCCCAGACUUGUUUGUUGGAAACCAACAAAUCUUCUUUUCUUGGCCAGAAGCUCCCAGGGUUUUGAGGCUUCCUUUGCUCACUGUCUUAGCUUCACAUAUGACAAGUGACACUGUUCCAAGUGAGAAAGUUGCAGAUACCUUCUAUACAUGCCAUCACAAGUGACAAACACUCCUCUGUCUACUCAAGCGUGCAACAGGGAGCCCAACUGAUGCCAGCUACCCAUCAUGUGUGACUAGAGAUCCAAGUGUUUGUGCAUGCAUUGCUAGAUACGACAGAUUGGACACGGAGAUGAGAUCCAUGUUGGAAAUUUUUCCAGGGACAUUGUGGCCCUGAGUCACUUUCAGAUCACUCAGGUUAGAAUUCUGAACUCAGAAUAAUCUCCUUUCCAUAUUUUUAUAAUGUUAUAAAGAAGCAAUAGUUUAUGCACCCACUUACCAGGAUUGAUACAAUGGCAAGUCAGUGGCUUCUGGUUUUCCAGAGGGUCAUCCUGGUUGCCUUUAGUCUCCAGUACAUCCCUUGAUCAUGUAAACAAAGUGGAGGUUGAAAGGAAUUAAGGAAUUAACACUGCAGGUUCUUAAAGGUAUUGGUUCUAAGCAUGCUCAAUUUGGGAGCACAUCUGGGGUUGGUUUUGUGAGAUUCAGCACUUCUAGUAGGUUUUGUGGAGGUUAAAUUCAUUGCUGUUCCAACGUACCUUUAAUUUCAAAAUGCCUAACCUAAACUACUUAGGUGUUUUUGGAUCGUUUUUAAGCUAUGAAGAUUUCCUGUGAUUUCUUGCAUCUGCUUUCUCAUCUGUUCAACGCUGCUCAGCUUUUUGCCACCAUUGACAAAUAGAGAUGAGUAUAUAAUUGUAUGAACAGUGAUAAUAUCAGCAAGAAAGAGUAGUUGGAACCUAUGCAUAGGUCAGAAUCCUGUUACUGACACCAGUGCAUUUGGCUGUGCAUGAUAAACUAACAAACACCGCAUCUUAAGUGGACUGAGCAUUCACAUUAUUGCUAACUGUCCCGCUUAGUGUUUCAUAUUCUUGAAGCUUGUGAACCAUUAACAUUGUCCCUUAAUGUCUGUUCUGUGGAACUGUGAAGGAAAAGGGGUAACUUUGAGGCCUGUGCAUAUGCUUUGUUUUGCCCUCUAGUUCUCUGAACCAAGAGGUAUUUAUUGCAUUCUUCCCUACAGGAUGUUGCUUCAGUCAUCUCAUGCCACUCUAUUUGCUGAUUUCUUGUUUUCAAAUGUAGACCAUGAUAGCAUGACUCUUUUCUCCAUUAAAAAAACAAAACAAAACAAAUUGCAACCCUGCUUUCUAGCUUCUUAAUUAUUUUGAGGUUCCUUUUCUCUGAAUUGUGCCACUGAGGUUCCUGGUCACAGAUCUCUUACUAGCAUUGCAUCAAAUUGGAAAUGGAGGGGAAAGCUAUCAGUGAAACAACUUGUUCUGCAUUUAUUAGAGAAUGAGGGAAGUAGUUUCACAGACUCCGAUAGUCAUGUAGUGAAGUCCCAGAAACUUUGGUGUUUCUACACCAUAAUUGCAAAUACUGUGCAGUAGCCUGGUUGCUUGAAACUUCUGAGAUGCAUCCAUCGCUGUUGUCUUUUAAAUGCUACAUGGGCAGACCCCACCCAGCCUGACACUGGUGAUGUGAUGAUGAACAGGGCAGCAAGUUGGAAGCAUGUCUUGAGUAGCUGUGCAGCCUUCUGAAUUGGUGGACUAUUACCGUGAGCUCCUCUCCUCUCCCAGUAAUUGACACUGCAAGGGGCUUGUCCAAGGGUAGAAGUGUUCCAUGCUGGUAAUCCUGUAUUGAACCUUUGAACUCAGGCAAAGUUGUGCAUGGUCAUUCUUAUAACCUGAUGAAGAGAACUGCAUGCACACUUGAAUUUUUAGUAGGCAGUGUUCUUCACAGUAAAUACCUAAUUCAUCUUCGCUACAGUACAGUCCUUAUCUUAAUCUAUUUUUUGGUGCUGAGAGUGCCAUUUUUUUACCAUCAGAUAAUUCUUCCUAUGCAUAGGAGAGGAAUAAAGGACUCUGAAUGGAAAAUGCUGGCAUUUCUGGAUUAUUAUGGUAUGUGGACCAGUUCCAUUCAUUACAGUUAUUGCAUAUUAUUGCAGUACAAUUUAUUUUAUUGAUAAAAUUAUAUAUAUCCCACCUUUCAGCCCUCUAAAGGGCCCAUUAGGUUGUUUACCUCCACCCAAAACAACAAACAGGGUUAAAAGAAGGUUGUUAUAACCUGCCAGUAGCUGAGACAAUAAAAACAUUCCAGGAGUAGAAGGUUCCACCGAGCCUGGUAAUACCUCCCUUUAAUACAUGGAUGGUGCCAUUUUGGCCACAUAAUUAACGUCACUCAUGCCUGAACACGAGAAAUAGAAGGAAUGAUGAUUAUACUCCAGAGACACAGAAGGGGCCAAAUCUCAUUUUAUAAAAAUGUACAAAUAAUUAUUGAAAAGUAUCUAGUGAUACUUUUGCCUUAAUACUAAAUAAACCCUUUCCUAUGCUAAUUGCAAAUCAAAAUAAAUUCUUAGACCAUUAGGUAACUCAGCAGUCCCACCUGCCCCUCUUUACUGCCUUGGAAUCUUCUCCUCCUUGCUUGGGAAGGUGGGCUGUUUUCAGACCUCCAUUUAAAUUGUAGCUCCUGCAUUGGGUUACGACUGGGGUAGCCAAUGUGGUGUCUUCCAGAUGUUGUUGGACGCCCAGUUCCUAUCAGAUGUGGGCAGCAUGGCCAGUGGUCAGGGCCAAUAGGAAUUGUUGUCCAACAACGUCUGGAGGGCCCCUGGUUGGGUACAAAGAUGUUAGUUUAGUUUCUGAAAUGUAGAGAUACUGGAAGGGGCAGGCUUGUGCCCUGAUAACCUUUUCUUUUGGUGAGGCUCAGUUAAUGAAUGUUGCUUGCAUAAGCAACAACAACAACAAGGUAAUGCCUGAAGCAUCUUUGCUUUAGUAACUGCAGCUAAAUAUUUGAUAUAUCCAUUGCAAUAAUCCAGUCCUGAUACUGUGCUACAUUCCAAAGUUUUUUUGUAGCUUUCUAGGUUUUGUUUUUUUAAUUUGCACCAGAAUGGGAGGGACUGAUUGGAAGCAGACACCAGCUUCAAGUAAGGAUUCCCUUCGUAAAGGGUGCAUUCUGGGAAGUAUGAUAUAAAAAGCCCCGCCCCCUUUGAGUAACAAGGCAGCUUUGGAGAAUGUAGCGACACCCUGGGGUAAUUCACACUUGAUGGUGAUCCCUACAUGAGCACCUUCUGGAGCGUCUGAUGGUGCUGUUCGGCUUGCCACUAAGCAGUGCUCAUGCAGAGGUGGUGUUUGCGUUUGAUUUAACUUGUAAAAGUUAUUAAAUACAUCAGAAGUCUAGGAAAAUAUAUUUAGGGUAAGAUUUCCAUAAGAACUGUUUUCAAGAAGGCCAUGAGCAGGGUUUUUUGUUUUUCUGAUGGUAUGCCUCAGGAUGGAGGACUGGCACCUUCUGGGGAGCGCAGGGUCGUCAGUAUGGUUUCUGUGUGUGCAUGUGAACCAGAGAGAGAGAAAUGGAGGGCAGUGUGUAUGUGUGUGAGAGGGGUAGGUGGGAAAGGUAUGUAUGUGUGGUCUGCGUGGGUUUGCUUGACUGUCCUGAUCGUUGAGGGGUGGUGGAGGAGGAAGGAACAGUUGAGAUCUGCCCCAUUUGCUCCACGGUUGCCUACCGGCCUUAUGCAGCUGGUGGCAGACACCUGCAGUUUUAUUGUCAGGGGUGUGUAUGUCUGUGUGUAUGUGUGUUUCACUCAAUAUGGUGCCUGUGUUUGUGCAUGCAAGAGAGUGAGAAAUUGAAGGAUGUAUGUAUUUUCUGUGUGUGGGAGAGAAAGAGACAGGGAGGUAUGUCUUUGUAGAGUGUGUGCGUGUGUGUCUGCUUGACAUGUUUGUCAAGUAGGGAAGUCAGAAGAGGAAGCAGCAGCGAUGGGGAUUGUCCUGUUUGCUUGAGCAGUCAUUACCCACCAGCCAUGUGAAGCUGGUAGCGGGCGCUUGCUUCUCCCUGUGAAGGGGCUUAUCCGAUUGGUGCGGAGGGGGGGAGGAGAGGAGGAAGGAAUGGCAGGGGUCACCCCUGUGCUUGAAUGUUAGUUGCCCACCAGCUGCACUUUGCGGGCAGCACUUGUUUCUUGAUUGGGGGGCAGAGGUUUCCUCAGUAUGGUGUCUUUGCAUCUGUACGUGCAAGCGAAAGAAACAGAACGAUGUAUAUUUGUGUGUGAGAGAGAAGGUGAGGUAGAUCUGUGUGGCAAGUGUGUGAGAGAGACAAAGAGACUAGAUAGGUCUGUGUGUGAAAGAUAGAAAGAGGAGUAGGUAGGUCUGUGUCGGACUCGGGCGGAAAGAGAAUUAUCGAGAGGGAGUUAGGUAGGUAUAUGUGGUCUGUAAGAGAUGCACUUGGGCAGAGGGGAGAGGGUUGUUUAUGGUAUGUGUGAGAGAGAUGCGCGUGGGUCUGUGUGCGUAUGUUGAGUGCGUGUGUGCAUAUUUUUCCUAGAACUCUAGGGAAUACUUGUUAGACACCAACAGCAUUGUAGUGUGUGUGGGGAAAUCAAUAGUGCAAUCUACACAAUUAGGACAUAGCUGACUUCCCAUGAUAAGCAGGAGGCUGCCUGAAAGGAGGGAGUGGGAAGCAUCUAAUUUUGUGCUAUGCCAUCCCCCCCCCCAUGGCAGCCAUUUUGUGACUGGUACCUACAAUGCUUUACCAAAAUAAAACCCUAAUUUUUGUAUGUGUUCAUUUUUCAAAUUCUUUUAAACUCAAAGUAAUAAACGGCAUCUAUAAAAUGUUAAACAUUUUUUCCUUUUACUAUGUAUUUCUGUUUUUUAUUAAGUUUUUAAUUAAACGUUCAGAAAUUCAACAGAGAAGGGAGGAGGGGUGGGAGAGGCAUUUUACCAUUUAUCAAGGUAAGAGUAUUGGUACCUCAUCUUCUUUAUUUUUUACACACAAAAAAAGCACUAACCAUGAGAAUACAGUAGGGGCCCGCUGUACGGUCCUUCUCUAAUGCAGUGGUCUCAAUUAGACGCAAUUAGACUAAAGCCCCACUCAUACGGCGCUUUUUCCGCUUUUAUGGCGGUUUUCAGGCGUUGCUCGCCAUUCUAUUCAAUCAGUUCUGCUUUUCAGCGGUUUUCGCUUUUCAGCGGGGGUCCGGAACGUAACCUGCCGUAUGAAUGGGUCCCUACUGUAAUGUGAUAAAGCACUGAACUUUGGAAAAUACACAGAAUGCUGUCAUGUGUAUAUGCUACUCUUAAUCUUCAAUAAUUUCAGCUUUUCAGUAGUGAGGUA
Molecule: messenger RNA, 9738 nt
Organism: Rhineura floridana
Lineage: Eukaryota; Metazoa; Chordata; Lepidosauria; Squamata; Rhineuridae
Gene: MAP2K6
Product: mitogen-activated protein kinase kinase 6
Exons: 12
Coding region: 310-1314 (334 amino acids)
Biological process (GO): protein phosphorylation; MAPK cascade
Molecular function (GO): ATP binding; MAP kinase kinase activity
Source: RefSeq, a predicted model, not a curated record